AUGGUCUCCUUCACCCACCUCCUGACCGCCGGUCUCCUGGCCUCCUCCACGAUGGCCAUUCCCCACGGCCACACCCACGAACAGACGGUGCAUCUCAAGCGCACGUCUCCCCGCGUCGUCCCCCGCGAGCUGUCCUCCAAGCGUGGCGCCGCCUACAACGAAGCUGAGGUGGUCAACUCGCUCUCCUCCAGCGGCAAGAUCGGCUGGGCCUACGACUGGAACAUGUACUCGAACGGCGAGCUGCCCACGGACAUCGAGUUCGUGCCGAUGCUCUGGGGCAGCAAGAUGUUCGAGGGCUGGUCCGUGGCCAUCCAGACGGCCCUGGCGUCGGGGUCCUCGUACAUCAUGGGGUUCAACGAGCCGGACAUGCCCGAGCAGGCGAACAUGCUCCCCGGUGACGCCGCGGGUUACUAUAACCAGUACAUCACGGACCUGAGCGGCCAGGCGAAGCUGGUCACUCCGGCCGUGACGAACGGCGUCGGCGAGAACCUCGGUCUGACCUGGAUGCGCACCUUCCUGGAACAGUGCCAGGAGUGCGGCAUCAGUGUGCUUGCUGUGCACUGGUACGGCGAGAACGCGGACGACUUCAAGAAAUUCGUCAACGACGCCGUCGACCUCGCCAACGAAUUUAACCUCGAGAGCACCUGGGUUACCGAGUUUGCGCUCAGCCAGGACAUGAACGCCGGUGCCGCGUCGCGGACGAGUGUCGAUUUCUUGAGCACGGUGCUGCCCUGGUUGGAUGACAAUGAGGCCGUCGGUCGGUAUGCGUACUUCAUGUGCAAGGAUGGGUUCUUGCUGAACGCUGGUGGUUUGAGUAUCAGUGGUGAGGCGUAUGUUGCCUAG
Molecule: messenger RNA, 843 nt
Organism: Aspergillus melleus
Lineage: Eukaryota; Fungi; Ascomycota; Eurotiomycetes; Eurotiales; Aspergillaceae
Product: glycoside hydrolase family 128 protein
Exons: 1
Coding region: 1-843 (280 amino acids)
Biological process (GO): fungal-type cell wall polysaccharide metabolic process
Cellular component (GO): fungal-type cell wall
Source: RefSeq, a predicted model, not a curated record